Salvelinus sp. IW2-2015 is the source of this 3798-nucleotide messenger RNA. Lineage: Eukaryota; Metazoa; Chordata; Actinopteri; Salmoniformes; Salmonidae. The record is from RefSeq and is a predicted model, not a curated record.
CACUUUUGGAUUAGCUUCAGAUACCUAUUUCAGUGCAAAAUUAGACUUCUAACUAAGUAUUUUUUUUGCUGUAAGCGUAGCUAGUGCUAUGAGUAGUUAAUAUAAAUUAUGCAGCAAGUAAAAUUGUAUUCCUCUGUAUUAAUUAGGUAAUAAGUGGCAGCUAAUUUGGCGUCAGAAAUGGCAUACCCACAUAACCCUGAUAUUUUUCGCUGGAAAAGAGUUACUAAGACUAAAAAACCCACUGCAGAUAAGCAGGUGCAGCUCAAUAAUGGGGAGAUCAACCAAUGGAUGAAGACAGUGGAAAUGGCCUCAGACAAUGCAGUGAGUGAAGUUUUUUCCCUGAAGAAGCCCCAUUCAGUGAUAAGCAGUCAGUCAAUGGCACUACACAGCACAGAGCAGCUGCUGGAUCAUGACCAAGCAUACGGGGAAGCUCAGGCUCUUCUUAGUGAUUGGAUGAACAGCAAGUUGCGUCUGGAACUGGAGAUGGAGGAAGAGGAGGAUGUGAUUGUCUCCCCCGAGAAGAACAGUCCAGAAGCAAUGCCACCUGCCCAGCCUGUCUCCCUGGACUACAGCAACUUUGAUGACCUGUAUUUCCACCUGGCUGAGGAAGAGGAGAGCUCAGCGGUUAACAACUUCCUUCAAGACCUCAUGGAGCGGGAAGUGGUGGAUUCUGGGAUAGUGGAGGAUCUGGCACUAGACUCUGAAGAGCGAGACAGGAGGAUGAGGAGGGACCCGAGCCUCACCAUGGAGGCACGUCACCGACAGGUGCGUGAGAACCGUGCACGGCGGGACGCGGAGCGGGAGAGGUUGCACAGGGAAAGGGUGGCGCGGAGGCAGGCCAGGGAGGAGGCGCAGAGGARGGAGCAGGGGGAGGAGAGGUGGAGGAGGCAGGAGGCACGCAGGCAGGAGGAGAUGGUGCAGCAGGAGAUGGUGCGACUGCGCCGCGAGACGGAGGAGAGGAGGAACCUGGAGCAACUAGCCAGGCAAAUGGAGAGGGAGAGGAUCGCCAGGAAGACGGCAGCUAAGAGCUCACUGGUACUCCAGCCAGGCCCUUCAUUCUCUACUGCACAGAAACAACAUGACACUGAGAGGCAACUCAGACUACAGCAAGCAGAGGUCAGGGUUCAGAUGCACAACCUUAAGUGUCUGCAGAGGCACUUCUCUGGCUGGUACUCAGUGCUGUUGGAGAGGAGGUUGCAGAUGGGCAAGGCGGCGGCGCUCUGUGAUUGGAGGAGACAGCUGAGGGCGUGGCGAGACUGGCGGGCGCUGGUGUGGGCAGGGCGAGAGCAGCGGGAAGCGGAGAGAACAGAGGAGGAGUUACGGACCCAGAAAAGACACUGCCAGGUGGCGAUGGUGAGUGACCGGAGGCGUUUGCUAAGACGAUGCCUGAGUGAUUGGCGGCUGUGGUGUCGGGCGGAGAGAGAACGCCGGGAGCUGUUGUCACAGCAGCAAGAGACGCGGCGCAAGAUGGCCGCCCUGAUUAAUGCCGUGGCAACUGGGAAACUCAAGAUGAUGGAGGAUACGCACACUUCUGAGCCAAUCACUGCCCUACCUAAGCCUUCUGACCAAUCAGAAACCGUAGAACUGAAAGGUCAGCCAGGGUCACGACCUGCUGGCCCCACCCCCUCUCCUGCCUGUCAAGGGGACGGACAGCUGGGGGCUGUGGUCCUGCACAYCCUCCCCUGGCAGGUGACACGGCGUAACGCGGCGCUGAGUGCAGGCGAGCUGAGGCGAGCACGGGAGAGGGGCGAGGUGGGCGAUGGGGACGGCAGUGUAGGUGCUGCCCCCCGGUCUCAUAGAGCAGUGGUGUGUGGGGGCCGGUUCGAGCAUCGCCAUGCCAGCCAGCAGCAGACCAUUGCAGAGCAGAGGAGGCUCCUCGGGGAGCAACAGGAGCAGAUCGCACGCCUGCAGGAGGAGCAAAGCAUGAUGGGACUGAGGCAGGAGGCCCAGACAGCUGCCCAGAUCGCUGUCCCAGCAUCCCCAAGGCCCAGAGUGAUGACCUCUGACCCCAAAGAACCCAGGGCUGGAAGAGUCGCUCGGGGGAACGAUGGCCGUUCCUCGGCCUCCAGGAAACCAGCUGUCCGUCAGCCCUGUCGUCAUCCCACCGUCAUGGCCAUGGAGGAACGUGCUCGUCAGCGAGCGGAGCGCAGGAGGGAGGUGGAGGAGCUGAAGAGAAAGAAGGAGGAGGACAGGCUGGCCCAGCUGAAAACAGCAGUGAAGGAGAGGCAGAGGGAGGAGGAGGAUGAGAAACGUAGAGCAGUGGAAAGGAGGAGGGAGGAGAAGAGACAAGAGAGAGAGGUGACGCAAUGUUUACAGUGGAACUGUACUGGGGACAACUUUCAAGUUGAAAGGCGUACUGUCAAUUUCUCAAUAUAUGUUCACCAUGUCAGCCUCAAAGGCAUGCAGGUUCCUUAUCCUUUUGUACCAUGCCGUUGUUGGUUACCUGUGAAUAGGUGUGCAUGCAUACGCAGUAUUCUCUUCAUUCCCUUCCAGCUGGCCAGGGCUCAUCACAGGCAGUCUCUCCUGAGACGGUGCACACUGUCCUGGCAGCAGGUAGCAGGCGAGUCCCUGGCUCAGAAAUGGGCCUCUGCCGACCAACUGCAUCAACACAUCCUGCUACGGAGGAGCCUGGGCAACUGGAAAAGGCUGAAGGAUCACUGCAUGGUUCUGGAGGGGCGGGCCGAGCGGUUCUGGCGCACACAUACUCUGAAGAGGGCUCUGAUUGGACUGCUAGAUCACGCGACCCAGGAGAGGAUGGCAGAUUGGGAUCGGGAGCAGCAGGCUCAGGAACACAGUACCAGGCGGGCGGUGCGAAGCUGUUUCCAAGCCUGGAGACGGUAUCCGGGGUGGCUGCGUGAGGAGAGAGAGAGGGAGACCAGGAGGGAGCAGCUGAGACGCCGAGUGGCAGAGGUCCUCCCUGACUUCCGCUCUUCUCCUCUGGACUGUACCUGGGAACAAGGCCCUCUGUGACCCACAGGACACACACGUACAGUAGACAUACACAUGUGUACAGUACACUCAGACAGACAGRCAGRCAGRCAGACAGACAGAGAAUACUUGCAUAGAGGAUAAAUCAGUGGAUAGGACCCAAAGCAGAUGAUCAAGUUGCUGCUGUAACAAUCACACACAUACCAGCUGUUGGUCUACCUUCAUUACCUGAGAAAGGUGGAGACAACUUUUAAUGAAGACAGUUUGGAAACGGUUGUAACAGCAAUGACUCAUUUAAAAUUGCAGUUAAAAUUCAGGUUAUUUAAUAUUUUUGAAGUCACAGUUUGAUGCAGUUUGACAGCAGCUUGAAGCCAUACAAAAUAAAAAGCAUUAUGUUAUUCAUAUCACCAUAAACGAGUCUCACUGUGGGUAGUCUGUCGAAGUUGUUCUCCCACAUCUCUGUGCUUUUGUUGUUUUAUUCUCUUAAGUCCUGUGUAGCUCAGUUGGUAGAGCAUGGUGCUUUCAGCUGAGCCAGAACAUGUAAAAGGACUUUGGGCCAGUAACUGAAAGGUUGCUGGUUUGAAUCCCUGUGCUGACUAGGUGAAAAACCAAUGUUCCCUUGAGCAAGGUACUUUAUCCUAAUUGCUUCUGUAAGCAAAUGACUAAAAAGUAAAUGUGAUGUUUAAUGCAACACUAAUGAUCCUGACCAGCCUCAGUCUACAGAGACGUAUCAACACUAAUGAUCCUGACCAGCCUCAGUCUACAGAGACGUAUCAACACUAUGAUCUUGACCAGCCUCAGUCUACAGAGACGUAUCAACACUAAUGAUCCUGACCAGCCUCAGUCUACAGAGACGUAUCAACACUAAUG